Molecule: messenger RNA, 939 nt
Organism: Arachis duranensis
Lineage: Eukaryota; Viridiplantae; Streptophyta; Magnoliopsida; Fabales; Fabaceae
Product: protein RETICULATA-RELATED 4, chloroplastic
Exons: 8
Coding region: 59-778 (239 amino acids)
Source: RefSeq, a predicted model, not a curated record
GGGGCGGGUGCCGGGAUUGAUACUGCAGAGGUACUUCGAGUUGGAGAAGUCGGCCGGGAUGCGGUGGUUGCUGAAGUUCGGAGGAUUUAAGGAGAGGUUGCUAGCGGAUGAUUUGUUCUUAGCCAAGCUUAUCAUGGAGUGUGUUGUUGUCAUCUUUACAAAGGCUGCUGCAGAACUGGAGCGGCGUAAAGAAAAAUUUACUAAGGAGCUGGAUUUUGUUGUUGCCAAUGUGGUAACAGGCAUUGUAACAGGUUUCGUGCUUGUAUGGUUUCCUGCUCCUGCAGUUCCUCUCAAAUGCCCUCCAGCAGUUAGUGCUGGACCUAUUGCUAAAUUCUUCUAUGGCUGUCCUGAGAAUGCUUUUCAGGUGGCUUUGGCUGGAACAUCAUAUACACUUAUACAGCGAAUAGGUGCUAUAGUGCGGAAUGGGGCAAAACUAUUUGUUGUCGGGACUGGUGCAUCACUGGUCGGUAUAAGCAUUACAAAUGCAUUGAUCAAUGCACAGAAGGUUGUUAAAAAAAAAUUGGCUUCUGAGAUUGAGAACUUACCUGUAAUAUCAACCAGUGUUGCAUACGGAGUUUACAUGGUGGUGGUUAGCAACAUCAGGUACCAAAUACUUGCAGGAAUUAUUGAGCAACGGAUUCUAGAACCGCUGCUAAGGCAAAACAAGCUUAUGCUAAGUGCAGCUUACUUUGCUGUUAGAACUGCCAACACUUACUGGGGUUCUCUUCUGUGGGUGGAUUUUGCUCGAUGGGCUGGAGUCCAGAAGAUAAAAGACUAGGCGUUAUUAUGCAUUACAAGAUAUUGCAAAGUAAUAUUCACUUUGGUCUUUCUCUUGGUAAACGAGAAACUAAAGUGCCAUGGCAUAAAAGUUUGAAGGUAAAUUGUAAUUUAAAAAUGCUAUUUGUACACCAAAAUCAACUACUAAAAUUAGCCACCAAU